AUGAAAUCCCUCACUUUGACUUCGACACCUAUCUUGCUCUUUGUCGGUCUGCUAUAUAGCAGUGUAGCUCAGGCGUAUACCUUUGUGGGAUGUACGACUGUAGUCUCACCUACUACUGGUGAUCCAGAUUCUACGACUGUAUCAAGUGCUGCUCUCUGUAAUAAUUAUUGCGCUCCCACUGCAGACUCAGCACCGUACUUCUAUUACAAUGUCCAAUCGUCUUCUUGUGUCUGUACGAGUCAGGCUCCGACUGCUCCCAUUUAUUCGACAUCGGCUGCAUCGGAUAAUAUGGGUAAUUGUGCACCUGGAUAUUCUACUGCAUACAAGAUAGCUACUACUUUCACAUUUAGUAUGUGUGACGGAAGUGCCGAUCCGUCUUCGUCUGUUACGAACUUUGUCAACACCCCAGGAGACUGUUUUACUGCCUGUCGAACAUACGGUCAGGCAGCUUUCAGUGUGUACAGACCAACCAAUCAAUUUUAUUGUCUUUGCGCCGCAUCGUCGACGCCCACCAACACGCAAGGUACCGAUCCUAGGAACUGUGGGGCAAGUGGAUUCUUCCUCUAUUCACAUAGUGCCGCAUCAUCCGCUUCCGGUCUGGCGAGAAGACAAUUGAAGGAUAAGUUGGAUGUGGCUAGGAAAGAGAGACAGAAGAGGGAGAGGUUUUGUCCAAAGGGGUUGAUGGCUUGUGCUGUGGAAGGAUGGGAUUCUUAUGAGUGCAUCGAUACCUCAUCCGAACUUGAGUCAUGUGGAGGAUGCAUCUACGGUGAAUAUGGAUCUUCCUUCAACACCACAUCAUCAGGAACAGAUUGCUCAACUCUGCCCGGUAUAUUGUUCGGUGCUGUAACAUGCCAAGAUUCGAAAUGUCAAGCUCACGCAUGUAAAAAAGGGUAUGAGUUGAUUGGAGGAUUGUGUGAACCGCAGAUCUAG
Molecule: messenger RNA, 930 nt
Organism: Kwoniella botswanensis
Lineage: Eukaryota; Fungi; Basidiomycota; Tremellomycetes; Tremellales; Cryptococcaceae
Exons: 6
Coding region: 1-930 (309 amino acids)
Source: RefSeq, a predicted model, not a curated record